This is a messenger RNA of Salpingoeca rosetta, 1057 nucleotides long. RefSeq lists its product as uncharacterized. The record is from RefSeq and is a predicted model, not a curated record. The transcript has 3 exons. Bases 192 to 584 code for a protein of 130 amino acids. Lineage: Eukaryota; Choanoflagellata; Craspedida; Salpingoecidae.
GCGAAAUAUAACGAAAGAUACCGGUCAAGUUUCCUGCCACACAAACCAAGCGGAACAGCGGCAGUGGUGGACACCUUGACGUGAGUGUUGUGCGCAUUUUCCCACCCAACACCCAGCCACACACCACUGUCACAUCGCACCGCGUCGCGUGUUGUCGUCGAGUCUCCUCCAACUUUCAAACCACCGCAGAGAUGAACAAGGGCUUCCUUGGUGCUGCCAUCAUGGCAGUGCUUGCUGGCGUGGUUCUCUCCCAGAACGGCUACUGCCUUCCUCCAUGCAACCCAUGCACCCCUCAGAUUGACAACCACACCGUGAUUGAGGCUGUGCCCGGCCUGCGCGCCACCGUCGAGAUUAUCGCCGACUACGGCAACUGCUCCGUCACGUACACCGGCUACGAGUGGCAGGUGUCCUGGGGCGAUGGCGUCCGCUCCAUGAAGAACAUCUCCCACAUCUCUCCCGAGCAGGCCCAGCACACUUACCAAGCCCCAGGCACGUACACGGUGACUGUUGGCUACUGCGCCGUGCCCCACUACUGCUGCGAGAGCUGCACCACCCUCAGCAAGACCAUCGACGUCAAGAACUGAGCCGCUUGCAUCCCCUCUCCCCCUCCCUCUUCGCCGCAGCCACGCCACGCCACGCCACGCCACGCCACGCAUGGCUUUGCGCCCCCGUUUCCGUCUCAUUUCUUCUUCCUCUCUUCCUCUGCUCCCAUUUUCUUUCAAACAAGCAAUGAGCUCGAGCUCUUGCGGUGUGUUGUUGCUGUUGUUGUGUGACAUGAUGCGACUGAUUGGUGCGGUGUGUGAGUUGUGCCACCAGUUGUGGUCGUGUUCAACGUAGCCCCUUUUCCUUCCACGCCUUCUCCUUGCAUUGCGUUUGCCCCCCCCCUUCCGUCUCUCCGUCUCUCCGUCUCUCUCUCUCCGUCUCUCUCUCUCUCUCUCGCUGUUAUCCGCCUUCCACUUUAGCCGAACCAACCAGUGCACAAGCCAAACCACCACACUUGUGGCAAACCAAAACCGCUGAGCCAAGCAAAGCACAGCACAGCAAAAAGCAAAGCAAA